UUGUGCAGCCAGUCUAGAGCCUGAGCUAAAGAAUGUGUUUCUGUACUUGACUGAGGGUAUUUGACUCAACAACAACCAGCACCACCUAUAUAUAGCAGGAGCUCAGUUGCAAUUAGAAAAAUCGAAACCUUUUAAUUUCUUUUCUUGCAAUUUUAACAGACUUCAUUUUUUAAAUUUUUUUUUGGUAGUAGAAAUAUCUGCUGAUUUAAAAACAUAAGUAAAUCAACUUUGCAGCCAUCUGAAAAAGUCCUUAUAUUUCUAUUCCUAAGGAUAUUCUUGCAUUCAUUUUUUGAAGAAAAAAACAAACGAGCAAACCAAAGAAAAACUAUAUUUUGAGGCAUCUAUCCUGUCUAUAAAGGACCGAGGAGUCUUGCACCUGCUUGUGGAGGGAGGGGGAGGGGAAAAGGAACCCAGUCUGUAUUCUUCAAUCAUGCCCUCUCGCCGUGGCAUCUCCGUGGCAGUGCUCUUGGCGCUCUGGGGCCUGUGCCUGAGUGAUGAAGCCAUCCGCUGCCCGCCCUGUUCCGAGGAGAAGCUAGCCCGCUGCAAGGCGCCGGUGGGGUGCGAGGAGACUGUGAGAGAGCCAGGCUGUGGGUGCUGCCCCACCUGCGCCCUGGCCAAGGGCAACUACUGUGGGGUGUACUCUCCCCGCUGCGGCUCCGGGAUGCGCUGUUUCCCACCCCCGGGGGUGGAGAAGCCUUUGCACUCCCUGAUGCUUGGCCAGGGAAUCUGCAUGGCAGAAUCGGAGCUCACACAGUUACAGGCCACAGAAAAUGAAGAAUUGUGGAACCUAGAUCAUCCCAACAACAGCCACAUUCCCUGCAGCCCGCAGGAUAAAAAGUGUCUACUGAGACACCAAGCUAAGAUCCGAGAGCAAGGGUUAAAAAACGGGAAAAUGAAAAACAAUGUGAAUCGAGAAGAGAACAAGCCUCUGGUUCUGCCCCCAUGCCAGUCGGAGAUGCAGAGAGCUCUUGACAGGCUGGCAAGCCAGACAAGAACCCACGAAGACUUCUACGUCAUCCCCCUCCCCAACUGCGACAAGAACGGAAACUUCCACCCCAAACAGUGCCUCCCUGCUCUGGACGGUCAGAGGGGAAAGUGCUGGUGUGUUGACCAGAAGACUGGUAUUCAGUUGGUGGGGACUCCGGAGGUCAAAGGGGAGCUGGACUGCCACCAGUUUGUAGAAUCGAUCAGGGAGUGAGCAUCGGUCGACACAGGGGCUGUGACCCUCGCGGACUCACCCAUGACGAAACUUACUGGUGCUGUUUUGUACAAUGAUAGAAGGGACAAUACCACAUAACCUCAUACCACCUGUGGUGAAAAGUACUAGGGUGUGCAAAGGAAACAAGUUAAAAAUAGACAGAAAAGGCCAUCUUUAUUUCAAUCAAUGUUAAAAUCGAUAAUAAACAAAUAAAUAAAUAAAUAAAAACGGCACAUAACGUACUUGAAAGUUCAAUUGAAUAUUGAGUUAAAUCUUGAGUUAAUUUUUUUUUUUGUACGUUGAAAACGAUCAUUUGCUUAGGGUGUUUCAGCUAGAUACCAAGCCAACGGUCCUAAUCACUGAGUACUGGCUGUAGUUUAAGAAGCAGUCAGCUGUUUUCUUUUUUUUUUUUUUAUUGGCGAUCGAUAACACAAAAAAGGGACUUUUUUUAUUAAAUCAUAUAUUAAAGGUCAAAACACAUAUGCCUUGUUGAAAUGGUAAGUUUAUUUGCACAUCCUAUCCAAUGUUAAAGCUACAGAAAAUGUAAAAAAUAAAUAAAUAAAUAAAAAAAAAACACACACAGAAAAAUGAGUUAUAUCCUAAGAAAAGGCACCGCAUGUAAGUUUGUCAGCUGCAACGAGAUGCCAAUAAAAUCUUCUGAAAGAACUGCAUGUUUAAUUGCCAAUGAUCAUAAACUCAGGCUUUCUUUCCAUCAUAACACGGAAAUUAAAGAGAUUCGAUGGAAAAAAGUCUGCUUCGGAAAAAUCCAAAUCCCAGACCAGAUGUACUUGAUCUCAUAUUCUCUAAUUCUCUGUUUGUGCGCUACCACAGGGGCUGAGCAUAACCGCUUUCUACGGGCUCAUAGUACGGUACACUUAUGCUGCCGCUUAUCUCCUCUCCAGCACAAGCUUCGGUACUAAGAAGCUAACUCUGGUCUCUAGAAGAUUUUUGCAUGCAUGCAAACCAAGUAUAACCCAUCUACUUUCCUGCUGCACGUGAAUCAAUCGAUGGCCUAGCAAUUCAAAAGCAUGUUUCCCUAAAAUGUAAAACCACUUGGUGUGCCGAUAUGAAUCAGUGCACAGUAUCUACAACGCUGCUAUUCCCAAAACUCCUGCUCCAGCCUCUUAGUUAGACAAUCUCAACAUGUUGGCCCGAGAACAAUGGUUCGAGUUCCCGUCAUUGAGGUCUCCCAUAUUCACAACAGCAUAAACUUUGCGGAUGAAUACAGUGGGAAGAACUACCCUAGUUUUUAAAUGUUGAGUUCCAGCAGUCCAUUUCCAGGGCGAUUAAUAAAACAUUCAAAUCCGAUCUCUAGGCAGUAACUGAACGUCUGUUGGAACUGCUUUAUGAGACUAUGCAGAAUAAACAUUCGAUAAUUUUAUGGCUGUCCAGUUUUGCACGUGAACCAAAGUCCUUUCCAAACUCUGUAAACACACGGUUUCAUUCUUAGCACACUUCAGGGAAAUCAAUAUCCAUAAAACUGCUAUUGAUUUUUUUUUUAUUUUUUAGAUUGCUAACAGACAUACAAGUACACAACUGGGUUGACUGAUAAAUGUACCUGAUCAAUGCCAGGGCUGAUCCAAACUAAUUUGAAUUUCUGACAAUACAAAGCACAGUUUUUUUUCACCCCAAUUACCCUGAUUAAAAAGAAUACAAAUGAUAAAGAAAGUGGAAGCUAAUCAGUUAAUAACACUGACAUCAGCAUAAGACCCGUCCCUGCCUCUCGACUACAGAGCUUGCUCUUCAGUAACUGGUAAGUCUUGGAGCUGUAUGGUUCGCCAUUCACGUCUAGCCCUUGCUUUUCCAUUGAAUUCAAAGUCUGCCAAUACUAUCCACAUUAACAAAGACUUCUCCUCAACACGCCUAUAACUAAAUCUGUUUCUUAGUCCUGUUUUUCAUUUCCAAUUCCUUUUUAAAAUCAAUUCCCAAUUCCCUUUUAAUCAAUUCCAACACAUCAUUGAUCACAAUUGCCAUCGGCAGUGUUCUGUUAGAACAAGCUUCUCACAGUGGAAACACAAUGACUUCAAUUGAAGUCACCGGUUGUCAAUUUAACAAUCACAACAAUUACUGUGUCUAAAAUAUAAAUUCCAAUUCCUUCGAAGUAAUUGGAAUUGGGAAUUGAUUUUAAAAAGGAAGUGGGAAAGGAACUGGAAUUCUAUAUUGCAAGAACACAUCCAUGACUUACAUGCGCCUCACUGCUCUGUGUUGUACACAGGGCACACUUGUAAAGUCAAUUCUUUUUAUGUGCUACAAUCUUUUAGUAAAGGUGAUGUGGAAUGUAGAAAAAAGAAAUGUGAAAAAAUAUGCACAUUAUUUUAAAGGUAUUUAGUUGGCAAAAUCUUGUGAUAUCUGCAACAACCAAACCAAGAGUUCAGUGCAGGGCAUACUUCGGUAUGCAAGAUUUAAACUGAAGAGUAGCUUCUCGUUUUCAAGAAUGUCAGGGGACCAAGUUUAGAUACCGUUACUGUACUUUGGGAAUCAGAAUAAUUGAAAAAGUAUAAAGGACUUUCAAAGAUUGCCCUGUUGUUUUAAAUUCAUAAUUAUCACGGAACAAAACCAUCAUACAAUAUCCUGUAAAAUUAUUUCCAAAUCAUAUUUGCGAAUCAUGUAGUGCAUUAUUAUUAUUAUUAUUAUUAUUAUUAUUAUUAUUAUUAUUAUUAUUAUUAUUAUUAUUAUUAUCUUUCUCAGUAAACUUGAAUAUUUGACUUUGCUAGUAUGAAACAUUAUUAGUAUAUUGUAUUUAAUUUCCACUUUAAUUUAAUGUAUUUCUUGUAGUAAAUGGAAAUAAAAAAUGGAAGACUAUUUUGGGAGUAUAUGAUUAGGUGGAAUCUAUUCUAUUUUGGGGGGGAAAAAGUACGGCUUUAAGAGUUUAGUUUAAGAUGUGUGCCACUCUUUAAAGAAUAACAAUAUAAUGUGUUGUGAAUACUUUAAUUGUUUUUUUUUUUGUAUAUAAAACUUUAAUACUCCCUAUUAGCAUCAAUAAUUCUACAUUCAUACCAGGGGAAUCAGUUAGCCCUCAAAGCCAUCAUCAAAGCAAUAUGGAAUGGUGUGUGCAAAAAGAAAUUAUAUUGCUUAUGUAACUUGUUAUAUUGCGUUCGAUGUAACAUUUUGCCAUAUGUAUCAUACUUUUUACAAUUUAAACCACUUUUACUUAACAACCCCUUUCCCCCAACGGUAUGGUCUGGAGAUUCAGGUUCGUGCACACCCCCCUUAUUCGCUUUCACAUUCUUGACAUGCUUUGCUCUGUUAAUAUGCUAGCUGUCACUUUCCUAUACUGCAGUGAAGUUUUAUUAGGGUCUUCCUAAUCAAUCCCAAUAUCUCAUAGUCCUGCACUGCAAUUUCUGAUGAAAAGGAACAAACAAACAACAGUAUUGCCUGCGCUGUUAGUAAUGACCGGCACUGGUCCUAAGCUGUUUAGACUAUACAAAGUAAAGAUUUCUAUUGACUGGGAAGUAUGACUUUCAUGGUUUUGAUCUAUUAUUUUCCCUGUCUAAUUAUUUUAUAAUGUAAUCCUUGUGCACCGCAAACACUUCUCCAAUGCUUUUCCCCAUAAAAUAGCAAACCUCUAAUACUAAAUGACUUUCCCAACUAAAUCGCUACAAUUCAUAAAUUGGUUUCUGUACUUCCAUCUUUUCCUACCCCCAACCAAACACACGCACACACACACACACACACACACUUAUUUACAAUGUGUGCAUGCCUUUCACGGAUAAGAACUGCCACAGCAGACCUUUUUUAAGUAGACCUGGUUCCAGGAAACCUAGUCUUAGGCAGCUUUGCUGUAUCAAACCCCAAGUCUCCCCUGGUGUGGUGUGCAGUGGCCUGAAACUUAGUCUCCUGAAACCCAGCUCCAAGCCUCAAAGUGGCUUUGUGUUCCCUCAGCGUUAAACUUUCUUUCAAAGAGCAUUUUAAAGUUGUCCAUGUCUUCAAACAAUUCUCCACUGGAUACCCAUGGUCAUCCCUGCCCUGUCUUUGAUAUGUGUUCAUGGUCCAUUGUUGGUUUAUGACAAUGACUGUGAUUAAACCACACACCACCAGGUUGAAUUUAACAUCAUUAGUGGUCACCCGUGGAAAAGCAAUUAAGGCAAAUAGUCCAUUGAUGAUCAAGAUGGAUCAUGCAGUUGAUCAAUGUACUAGUCGUGUUUAUCUAUGGAUGUUUCAUCAAUCACUGGGUAUCCAUUGAUGGCUAUGGUUUCAAAGCUGGUGAUCAUGGAUUGUAUGGUCAAUGAAAUACAUAUAUGGCAACUGUCUGUCUCUGGUGAUAAAACUGGGUUCUAGAAAAAGGUUGUGCUCCACUUUCUAACCCCUCUCUUAAUCCUCUGCGAAUCAGUGAAGAAAAUAAAGAUGUUGAUCUCAUUGUGUAUGUAAGAAUUCAUUUCUAAAGAUAUAGUACUCUAUAAAUUUGGUUACAUGUAUUGCAUUUUAUUAAAGUAUUAACAUACACCA
Messenger RNA from Acipenser ruthenus (sterlet), 5644 nucleotides. RefSeq names its product insulin-like growth factor-binding protein 4. NCBI's taxonomy places the organism in Eukaryota, Metazoa, Chordata, Actinopteri, Acipenseriformes, Acipenseridae. Gene Ontology annotation, molecular function: insulin-like growth factor I binding; insulin-like growth factor II binding. Gene Ontology annotation, biological process: regulation of insulin-like growth factor receptor signaling pathway. The transcript is spliced from 4 exons. Gene Ontology annotation, cellular component: extracellular region. Bases 431 to 1198 code for a protein of 255 amino acids. The record is from RefSeq and is a predicted model, not a curated record.